This is a messenger RNA of Capronia epimyces CBS 606.96, 972 nucleotides long. RefSeq lists its product as uncharacterized. The coding region runs from base 1 to 972 and encodes 323 amino acids. NCBI's taxonomy places the organism in Eukaryota, Fungi, Ascomycota, Eurotiomycetes, Chaetothyriales, Herpotrichiellaceae. The record is from RefSeq and is a predicted model, not a curated record. The transcript is spliced from 2 exons.
AUGUGGCCUCCAGUGUGUGAGCUGUUGUUGUUCGUGGCAGCCAUCAGCCUCAGUCUCGUCGAUGCAGCAAAGCACACGGCCAUUACUACCCUGACUCCUUGCCCCUCCGCUUCCGGCCGGAAGACAUCGGCCCCCAUUACCGUCACCAGUCAAUAUCAGCGUGUUUCUACCUGCGAUGCUUCGGCCAAGGCCUGUAUUAGGAAGAAGUGUUGGACACAGUAUGACUAUUCGACCUACGACUUUGUUUCCACCGUCAUUCCUUGCCCAUUCGCCUCACCCUCGCCGGUGACCACCGUGACUAAGACCGAACAAUCAGUCCUGGUCUCCCGAUCUUCGGGCACCAUCACUAAUACACAUAUCAUAUCGACGGCAACCAUCAAGGGGGGGAAACCCAUCACGGUGACCUCGACGGUAUCUACGUACACAACUAUCAACAAGGAGUGGAAUGCCAUCUACAAGGAUCUCGGUCCUUACGCCAUUCCAAACUACGAUGGUAGUGGCAUUUGCACCGACUGUAUGGGACCUCAUGGAGAGAAGAUGCAGACCCUCGACGUGAUCGAAUGUGUCGAGGGGUCCGGCCAACCUACAGUCUGCCACGAGUACCCCGAGGUCUGGGUCUUCGGCUCUAAGCCUAGAUCGGCUCGGACGGCAUCAGCAGCAUGCUCGACCAAGACGUCCGUCUCCGCCGCCGGCAUCUACGUCUUCGAGUUCACACAGCACGCGCCACCGGCCACUGUCCAGAUUCCUGAACGAACCAUUACUUACAUCGUCCAAGGGAGAGUCGCAACCACGACUGUCACGGCCACCGAGGCUGUCUUCCCUAGUAGAGACUGGACGGCGUCCGUAACACGAACCUGUCCCCGGCCGACCUCCAUCGAGUUUGAUAUAACCAUCACCAAGGUCAUCGUCGAUGCCAUCCCGUAUUCCCCUGCCGGCGUCGUGGUCGGACUGGGUCCAGACGACAACAACUGA